GGCAGCCAGCCAGAGUUGCCAGGAAAAGACAGGGGGGUGAGAGGUGACUUACACUACCCUGGUGUGUGAAGUCUAAAGCUGCAGUUAUGGGCUGCACAGGCAGCAAACUACGCUGCCCACGGGCCAGGAGAAAGAAACACUCAAAAGCAAAUCCAGAGGUAAAGCAGUUAAAUGAUAUAGCCGCUGACCAUAAUGGGCAAAACAUCAAGGAAUAUGAUCAGCAAAUCAGAGAUAUCUUGCACAAACAUGAGGAGGAGAAGACAGAAGUUGCUUAUGCUCACAAAGCUGAGAUGGAAGCACGGAUCCUGGAUCUACAAGAGCAGGCUCGAAAGGAUACAGAUGCAGAAAUUCAGAAGCGGCUUUCAGAACAGGCUGCAAACAUGAAAUUGGAAAUGGAUGAGAAAUGUGGAGAACUGCAGAGGAGUUGUGACGAAAAGACUUUACUUGUAGAAACCUAUGAAAAGCUAAUUGCUUCCCUUAAGGAGUCCCUGGAAGAAUUAAAUUCUAAAGUGGCUCAGUUUGAAGAGACAAUGAAGCGAGUUGAGAAAUCUGUGCUAAACCAGGAUUACAAGAGACACAUCCAGGACCAUGGAAGUCCAGGUCAGUUCUGGGAGCAGGAGCUACAGAGUUUGCACUUUGUUAUAGAAAUGAAGAGUGAGCUGAUUCGUGAGCAGGAAAAGAAACUGCUAAUUUGUGAAGCCACGAUGGAUAGAAAUUUCACAUUAGAGGAGAGAGUACGUAGUCUGCAGCAGGAAAAUGAAGCUCUGAGAGAGCAGACACAGAAACAGACAGCUGCCACCAUCCGUUUGUCAGAAGAGCUUCUGAAGGCCCAGGUAGCUCUAGAAAAGGAGAUUCAGGUCCGAGAACAGCUUCAGCGGGACAAAGAACAACAUUUAUACCGGGAAAUGAAUGGUGAUGUUCCACCCAAAUUCUCAUUGCCAACCAACACUCAGAAUGUUCCUUUAAUUGUGACGUAGAACCAAUCACUGUUAAGAAUGUUGGACACAAGAAGCCAGUAACUGACAAGAGAGAUGGAUCCAAUCUCUCACUCCUUGGACAUUAUAAAAAUCGUUUUAUCAUAUUAAUCUUUUUUUUAUGCCAGUAUACCAGUUAAUUGUCACCAUUCCAGGUUUUAGGCUUUCACUCAUUCACAUAUAUUUAAUUUAUUAUUUCUGGAUGUACACUUCUUAGAACACAAAUGUAUAUACAUUUUUAAACUUUUUAGCCAUUCAUUAAAGGGAUAGAAAGGUCACAAAUGAAAUGUGUAUGUGUGCGUUACAGUUUAUUUUUAGAGGCAUUUUUGCACUAUACGUUCAUUAGCAUAAAUUCUUCUAGUAAAAUGUAUUACUGUUUUUCUGCGGCAUAUGCACAUAUCCUGAGAGGGCCUGUGCACCAGUAUUCAAAUACCAUGCCUGUAGUUUGUAUUGCUUCUUAAAACAUAAAUUGUGUAAUGUAAACCACUGUUGACUCUCUGAGAAGGUGUUGUGUUUGAAUACUGGUGCAUAUGUGCGUAUGCCACUGAAAAAUAGUAAUAACUUUUACUAGGAGCAUUUUUGCUAAUGGAAGUAUAUUGCAAACAUGCUUAUAUUUCAAAUGUAAAUGCUCUUAUGCACAAUUUAUUUUUUACCUUUCUGUCCCUUUAACUUUCUCUUGUGCCUUAUCACUGAUAAUUAAGCCUAUAUCUGAAGGUGCCAAACUGACAGGUGUACAAUCAGAAAUAAUAUUAAGUCUAAAAACUUUUUGUUUGGUCUUUAUGUGCAACUAUAUAUUAUCAAAUAAUUUCUAGUUUUAAGUAAACUUUCUAUUUGUUAGGAAAGGCCAAUGGCUGACCAUCAUAAAUUACCACUGAUACAGCAGGCUGUAAGAGAGCACUUUCAUUAUGUUUUAUUUCUGUAUAUAUAUAUAUUUUAUGUCAAAGUUAUUGUAAAUAUGAAAAGCUCUUAGUAAGACCUGUGUUUUUAUAUACAUAUAUUAAAAAAAUGGGGAAAAAAAGAU
Bombina bombina (fire-bellied toad) is the source of this 1995-nucleotide messenger RNA. It is a transcript of the gene CCDC69, whose product is annotated as coiled-coil domain containing 69. The record is from RefSeq and is a predicted model, not a curated record. Lineage: Eukaryota; Metazoa; Chordata; Amphibia; Anura; Bombinatoridae. The transcript is spliced from 9 exons. Gene Ontology annotation, molecular function: microtubule binding. Gene Ontology annotation, cellular component: cytoplasm; nucleus. The coding region runs from base 87 to 977 and encodes 296 amino acids.